GGCAAUAGAUGGAUUCGGCUUACCUUCAGCUCAAGCUUAGCGUCCAGAAGAAAGCAAAAAGCAGAGCAAAUGUGGAGAAAGACACAGAAAGAAAAAAAAGAAGCAGACAGGGAAUUGACACAGACAACAGCAACAACAAAGAGUAUGAGUGGUGCUCCUGUUAAAAGAUCGCAUGAAGAGGGUGGUCAUUCUUCUUCUUUGAAAUUCCCUCCUCAUGAAGAUACAGGUUCGUAUCCUAAGCUGACAUCAGGGGUUUCAAAUGAGUACCAUCUACCAUAUGAGAUGGGUCCAGAUGCUAGGGUGGCUAAGAUUCCCAGAACUGAGUCUCGAGACGUAGAUAGAAGAUCACCUUUGCAUUCGAUGUAUCGAAUCCCACCAUCUUCAAAUGAAUCACACAUGGUUUCUCAUUUGAAUGUUGCUCCUGAAAGAAGGCCUGAAUCAAGGGAUUCCAAGGACUGCAGAGACUACCAGAUUGAAAACCAUGAGCCAAGGACUGAUGCAAGAGAGAUGUAUGGCGAGGCAAAGAGGGAUUCACAAGGUGUUAAAAAUGAAAAGGAUGUGAGGUUUGAGAGUAGAGGGGAUGACAAUAAGGAAUUAAAGCAUGACAGAGAAGCUCAUAUUGAGCUGAAGAAUGACAUGAAGAUAGAAAAGGAUGGUUUUGGUCCUGCAAGUAGUCAGGUGAAUUGGAAGGAACCAAAAGAAUACCAUAGGGGAAAGAGAUGUUUGGAAUCUGCAGGUGUACAUGUGGAUCCUUGGCAUAUAUCACGUCGAAAUUCCCAAGGCUCCAUUGAGAUUGAAAAGGAAGUCGUCAGUAUUGAGGAGAGGGAUCAUGCCAAAGUUCACGAGGCAGUUGGAGAAAAUAAAGUUGAAUUGAAAGGUGAGGAUAGAUUUAAAGACAAGGAUAGGAAGAGGAAAGAUUUGAAGCUCCGGGAAUGGGGAGACAGAGAUAAGGAAAGAAGUGAUCGAAGGGGAAGUAUGCAAGUAGGCAACAGUAUUGCUGAGGGAAAAGAGUCGGUGAAGGAAGAGAGAGAAGGAGAGAGGUGGGAGUGGGAGAGGAAGGAUCUGUCAAAAGACAGGGAAAGGUUAAAAGAAAGGGAGAAGGACCACAUGAAAAGAGAAUCAGGAACUGGAGCUGAAAAGGAGGGUUUGCACAGUGAAAAGGAGUCUGUGGAUGGAUCUGUCAGAAUUUCAGAACAGGAAAAUCCAGCUUUGGAGCCAAAGAAACAGAAAGAUUUUGAUAACUGGAAAAAUGUCGAUAAAGAAGCUAAAGAUAAAAAGAAAGAAAGAGAAGCUGACAUAGAAGGAGAUAGACCUGAGAAGGGCAGCACGAUGUGCGGGAAAGAAUCUGAUGAUGGAUGUGCAGAUGGUGAAAUUGCAACUGAAAGGGAAAGAGGAGUUUUUAACUAUGGAGUCCAGCAGCGCAAGAGGAUGCUUCGGCCUAGGGGCAGCGCCCAAGUGGCAAAUUGUGAACCCCGUUUUAGUUCCCAUACUCAGGACUGUGAGGGAUGUCAAGGCAAAUCUGAGGUAUCCUCUGUCAUUUAUAAAGUUAGUGAAUGCAUGCAAGAGCUGAUAAAGUUAUGGAAGGAGUAUGAAGCAUCUCAAUCUGAUAAAAAUAGUGAAAGCAGCCAUAAGGGCCCCACUCUUGAAAUUCGAAUACCAGCAGAACAUAUUACUGCUACAAAUCGCCAAGUAAGAGGUGGACAAUUAUGGGGGACAGAUAUAUACACAAAUGACUCUGAUCUUGUCGCUGUUCUCAUGCAUACAGGCUACUUCCGUCCCACUGCUUCUCCUCCUCCACCUGCCAUCCAAGAGUUAUGUGCUACUAUCAGAGUGUUGCCUCCACAAGAUAGCUACAUUUCUAUGCUGAGAAAUAAUGUUCGUUCACGUGCCUGGGGAGCUGGAAUUGGUUGUAGCUACCGUGUUGAGCAUUGCUGCAUCGUGAAGAAAGGAGGUGGAACCAUUGAUCUUGAGCCCUGUCUUACACAUACAUCAGCAGUGGAACCUACUCUUGCUCCUGUGGCUGUUGAACGGACAAUGACUACCCGUGCUGCUGCUUCGAAUGCAUUGCGGCAACAGAGAUUUGUACGUGAAGUUACAAUACAGUACAACCUUUGCAAUGAGCCCUGGAUAAAAUACAGCAUUAGUAUUGUUGCUGACAAGGGUCUGAAAAAGCCUCUCUAUACUUCUGCGCGUUUGAAAAAGGGAGAAGUUCUAUAUUUAGAAACACAUUCAUGCAGGUACGAGCUCUGUUUUACAGGAGAGAAAAUGGUGAAAGUGACACAGGCUUCUCAGGUGCAUGAAGAGACAAAUAAGAUCCAUAAUCACCACCCACAUUCUUCAAACGGUGAGAAGCACGACUUUGAUAAUGUUUUUAUUGAUGUAUUCCGGUGGUCCCGCUGUAAGAAACCACUACCGCAGAAGGUCAUGCAGUCAGUUGGGAUCCCAUUGCCCCUGGAACAUGUUGAGGUAUUGGAGGAGAAUCUUGACUGGGAGGAUGUGCAAUGGUCACAAACUGGUGUUUGGAUAGAUGGAAAAGAAUUCACACUUGCUAGGGUGCGCUUUCUAUCUCCAAGUUAGCUAUGGCUUCUUGUGUAUCUACAAACAGUUGUGUACCAAUUUGAUGCAUGCAGGAAUAAUACUAUUUGGUUUGUAAUGGUUUUAUUUCUUAAAUAAAUCAAAGAAUUGAAGUUAA
Populus nigra (black poplar) is the source of this 2692-nucleotide messenger RNA. RefSeq lists its product as uncharacterized. The record is from RefSeq and is a predicted model, not a curated record. Lineage: Eukaryota; Viridiplantae; Streptophyta; Magnoliopsida; Malpighiales; Salicaceae. The coding region runs from base 70 to 2577 and encodes 835 amino acids. The transcript is spliced from 12 exons.